Messenger RNA from Silurus meridionalis, 2890 nucleotides. It is a transcript of the gene cpeb3, whose product is annotated as cytoplasmic polyadenylation element binding protein 3. Gene Ontology annotation, cellular component: cytoplasm; neuron projection; nucleus. NCBI's taxonomy places the organism in Eukaryota, Metazoa, Chordata, Actinopteri, Siluriformes, Siluridae. Gene Ontology annotation, biological process: negative regulation of cytoplasmic translation. Gene Ontology annotation, molecular function: translation factor activity, RNA binding; mRNA 3'-UTR binding; mRNA regulatory element binding translation repressor activity. The record is from RefSeq and is a predicted model, not a curated record.
GAUGGAAGACGGCAUCUGAGACUGAGGAACGCUGGAGAACAAUGUCGCGCGUCUCCUUUAACCUUGCUGAAGGACGCGGCUAUAUUUAUUGACGUAUGCAAAUAUAUAAGAAAGGGGCGGAGUCACGGCGCAAAAAACAGGAACAAGAAUCACUUUCACAUUGCAGUCUGGAGUUCCGGUGAGAGGGGAAAAAAAGAGACGUGGCGAAAAACAAAUCGGUGAAUAUCGGUGCCUUCAAAAGCACUUUUCCCCCCUUCAUUCGCGUUUGGAGCAGUGGCCGUGUGUGCGUGUGUGUUGAGACGGGUGAAGGAGAUCCACUUUGCGCAGUAACGCCGCCGGUUCGUGCUAAAUGGGUGAUUACGGGUUCGCCUUACAGUCGGCGCUCCUCCACAGUAGCGGCAGCUAUAACAGCCUCCCUGUCGCGUCGUUUCCAUCGCCCAAGCACCGUAGCAGUCCGACGAAUGUGGUGUACGAUAUCCUCAAUAAUAACUCGUCUCUGUUUCUCCCCCUUGCAGCUCAGCAAACCAUGCAGGAUGAUUUACUGAUGGACAAAAGCAAAGCUCAGCCUCACCAACAGCAAGACCCAACGAUCGUCGAGCCUCCUACGCCGACUCCCACGCCGUCCGAGCCGGCGAUCUCCGAGGACAGCAGCCCUUCGAGCGGGAGCAGUCAAGCGCCUUCGGUCAAAGAGAAAGUCGCCAUGGAGUCGCCGAUCCUGCCGGGUCUGGGCUUCCCGGAGACUGGAGGCAACUCCUUGUCUCCGUCGUUCGCCAGCACUUGGUCAUCGGGAACGGCGAACCCGGCGGACGACAGUUUUUUCCAAGGAAUCCCCUCGGUGAACGGCACUAUGCUUUUCCAGAACUUCCCGCACCACGUCAACCCGGUUUUCGGCGGCGGCUUUUCGCCGCAGAUUGGCUUGGCGCAGUCGCAACAGCAGCAAGUACAGCAGCAAGUACAGCAGCAGAGGAGAUCUCCUGUCAGCCCCAACCAGGCUGCUUUUUCUCAGCGGAACGCAUACAGCCACCAGGGCGUGGUGAACAGCAAGGCCUCGCCGUCUUCGUCCUCCUCACCGUCGUCGUGGAGCGCGCAGCAGAGCGCCGUGUGGAGCUCCGGCACGAACCCCUGGAGCGGGCUGCCGGCCGGCCGGGACCCGCGCAGAGCUGUCGGGGUCGGUGUAGGAGUCGGCCUGCCUUCCGCUCUGAGCCCAAUCUCACCGAUGAAGAAGCCCUACCCGACUAAUGUCAUCGCCCCGCCGAAGUUCCCCCGAGCUGCUCCUCUAACUCCAAAACCCUGGCUGGAGGACAACGCCUUCAGGACGGACAACGGCAACAUGUUACCUUUUCAGGACCGGAAUCGGCCCUUCGAUCCAUUUAACUUGCAAACUUUGGAGAAUUCCUUAAUGGAUAUGAUAAGGACUGACCACGACAAAGGACGCAUGGGUCUGAACUUUCAUCACCCAGCAGCAGAACACAUAAUGCCACUGACCAGGAGUUAUGGUCGCAGAAGAGGUCGCUCAUCACUGUUUCCUUUCGAGGAUGGCUUUUUGGAUGAUACUCACGGAGAUCAUUCUCUCACUCCGGGGCUGAACUCCCCCACUCGCUGUCAGAACGGUGAGAGGAUGGAGCGCUAUUCCAGGAAAGUCUUUGUUGGUGGACUGCCUCCAGACAUCGAUGAAGAUGAGAUCACCAAUAGUUUCCGUCGCUAUGGACACCUGGUGGUGGACUGGCCCCAUAAAGCAGAGAGCAAGUCCUAUUUUCCUCCUAAAGGUUACGCCUUCCUGCUUUUCCAGGAAGAAAGUUCAGUUCAGGCUCUUAUUGAUGCCUGCAUUGAGGAAGAUGGGAAACUCUAUUUAUGUGUCUCUAGCCCCACCAUUAAAGACAAACCAGUCCAGAUCCGCCCGUGGAAUCUGAGCGAUAGUGACUUUGUGAUGGACGGCUCUCAGCCUCUGGAUCCUCGCAAGACCAUUUUUGUCGGAGGAGUCCCACGACCUCUGCGUGCAGUGGAGUUGGCGAUGAUUAUGGACCGGCUGUACGGAGGUGUGUGCUAUGCUGGUAUUGAUACUGAUCCUGAGCUGAAGUAUCCUAAAGGAGCAGGUCGAGUGGCGUUCUCUAACCAGCAGAGCUACAUUGCUGCCAUCAGCGCUCGAUUCGUCCAGUUGCAGCACAACGACAUCGACAAACGGGUGGAGGUAAAGCCGUACGUGCUGGACGAUCAGAUGUGUGACGAGUGCCAGGGCGCACGCUGUGGAGGCAAGUUUGCUCCAUUCUUCUGUGCCAACGUCACAUGCCUGCAGUAUUACUGUGAGUACUGCUGGGCCAGCAUCCACUCGCGCGCCGGCCGCGAGUUCCACAAACCGCUGGUGAAGGAGGGAGGAGACCGACCACGCCACGUCUCCUUCCGCUGGAGCUGAUGGAAGAGUCACUCGUCCUCCCCAACCCUCACUUCUUCACCUCCAUCAUCCCCUCCAACCAACUAACCACCAUCACCACCACCACCACGACUACAAGCGAAGAUAACAUGGGUCUUCUUUUAUCUCUUCUUUUUAUUUUUAUUAUUUUUUUAUUUAUUUUUUUUUAAAUCACAGCUCUUAAUAUCUUUGUCCCUCACACACUCUGCUAAUGAACAUUGGGUCGAAAUAAGAAUUUUGAAUAUUUCUGCUUAGAAAUUUGCACUUUGGCUCACGUGUACACACUUGAUGUAAGCUAGGUCAUGACAAUACUGUUUUCUGGUUUCAAGUUUACUUCAAUUUCCUCUUAAUUUAGUCAGUCAGUGUUUCCCAGUAGGACAUUAGACAAGAGUGAGACUAUAUAUAUAUAUAUAUAUAUACAUACACACACACACACACACACACACACACACACACACACACACACACACACACACAUAUACA